Messenger RNA from Gossypium arboreum, 717 nucleotides. Its product is annotated as F-box protein At2g02240-like. The record is from RefSeq and is a predicted model, not a curated record. The transcript has 3 exons. NCBI's taxonomy places the organism in Eukaryota, Viridiplantae, Streptophyta, Magnoliopsida, Malvales, Malvaceae. The coding region runs from base 1 to 717 and encodes 238 amino acids.
AUGGAUAAUAAAAUUUUCAGACUCUCAACUGCUGAAUCUGUUACUGCUUGGGAAAGCUUGUUGCCGUGUCAAUACCAGGAUUUAGUUCCCACAUUGGUCUCUUUCUCUUCCAAGAAAGAUAUUUAUCUUAGUCUAGGCGGAAACCCUAUCCUCAUUGAAGGUGGACGGAAGUAUUUUUGGUUGGAAAAAGCGAGUGGCAAGAAAUGUUACAUGCUAUCACCCAAGGAACUCUACAUUGAAUGGGUUAACACUCCAACUUAUUGGAGUUGGGUUCGUAUACUCGAGGCCAGGUUUGAAAGGGUACCAAAACUUAUUAGUGUUUGUUGGUUUGAAAUCCGCGGCAAGAUUAGUGUGUGCAUGCUUUCACCCAAGACGGACUACAAGGCUUACCUUGUAUACAAAGUACGUAAUGUUUAUGGGUUUGAAUUUUAUCCAGUGAAACUUAGUGUUGGAGUUGUUGGCACUGAAGGUAGUAAAAGAGCUGCCUAUUUGGAACCAGAAAGAGACCGUAUUCCAAUAGAUCUACAACCUACACCUAAUGAUGUUCAGUUCCCAAAGGCUAGAGUAGAUGGGUGGUUAGAGGUUGAGAUGGGUGAGUUCUUCAAUGAGGGAUGCAUGAAUGCUGGGGAAUUGGAAAUGAGUGCUUUGGAGAUUGAGGGUGGUAACUGGAAAGGUGGUCUCAUUUUCCAGGGAAUUGAGAUCAGGGCCAUCGCCUAA